CGCGCAGGGACCCCCGGCCCGGGCACGGCCCAGCCCCGCGGGCCCCGCCGCCACCGCCGCCCCGCUGCAGGCGGGGGCUGGCCGCGGACAGCGGGGCCGCAGCGCCGCAUCUUUGUUCGGGCAACUCGCCCCUUUUGGAGGAGCCGCACGGGGGAAGUCUUUGUGCGCGCCCUUCCCCCCAGGCCAGGCGGGGGACAAUGUCUCAGCCCCGAGGCAAGAAGAGAAACCCUGGGCUGAAAAUUCCUAAAGAAGCAUUUGAGCAACCACAGACAAGCUCCACGCCACCCAGAGAUCUAGACUCCAAAGCCUGCAUCUCUAUUGGCGAGGAGAACUUUGAGGUGAAGGCCGAUGACCUGGAGCCCAUCUCCGAGCUGGGACGAGGUGCGUACGGGGUGGUGGAGAAGAUGCGGCACAUGCCCAGCGGGCAGAUCAUGGCAGUGAAGCGGAUCCGAGCCACAGUGAACAGCCAGGAGCAGAAGAGGUUGUUGAUGGACCUGGAUAUCUCCAUGAGGACGGUGGAUUGUCCCUUCACUGUCACCUUUUACGGGGCACUUUUCCGAGAGGGAGACGUGUGGAUUUGCAUGGAGCUGAUGGAUACCUCACUGGACAAAUUCUACAAACAUGUCAUUGACAAAGGCCUGACAAUUCCCGAGGACAUCCUGGGGAAAAUCGCCGUCUCUAUUGUAAAAGCACUAGAACAUCUCCACAGUAAGCUCUCCGUGAUCCACCGAGAUGUAAAGCCCUCUAACGUGUUGAUCAAUACGCAGGGGCAGGUGAAAAUGUGCGAUUUCGGCAUUAGCGGUUACCUCGUCGACUCGGUUGCUAAAACCAUGGAUGCAGGAUGCAAACCCUACAUGGCUCCUGAGAGAAUCAACCCGGAGCUGAACCAGAAGGGGUACAGUGUCAAAUCUGACAUCUGGAGCCUGGGCAUCACCAUGAUCGAGCUGGCCAUCCUGCGCUUUCCCUACGACUCCUGGGGGACGCCCUUCCAGCAGCUCAAGCAGGUGGUGGAGGAGCCGUCGCCGCAGCUCCCAGCAGAGAAGUUCUCAGCGGAGUUCGUGGAUUUUACCUCGCAAUGCUUGAAGAAGAAUUCCAAAGAACGGCCAACAUACCCAGAGCUUAUGCAACAUCCUUUCUUCACCCUGCACGAAUCCAAAGAGACAGACGUCGCCUCUUUUGUCAAGCUCAUCCUGGGAGACUGAGAACUGGACUUGUAAAUGAAUUGCCCUUCUGUGGACUGGUGGGUGCAGGGGAGGGGCGCGUGGCAGGACUUGUCAUGGAAGCACCAACAGAAAGUCGCCGUGUUUUUGUUUUGUUUUGUUUUUUUAUUCUGAGAAACCCCCACCUUGCCGAAGUUUUUUAAAGGGUUCUUUGGUAUCCAUAGUGACAUAGAACGAGCUGGUUAGUGAAAUGAAUUUUAAUAAGGUUGGUAACCUUAAAACAAAAACAAAACAACAAAAAAAAAAAGAAUUUAAAAGAGUGAUUUACAUAUUUAAUGACAGUCGAAGUCCCUCUUCCUAACUUGCUCCUCAUCCCCCUUCCCUUCCCCGUGAACCAGAAUUUGCUUUGUCAUGGUAAUAGGUGCUAUGGUAGUCAUGAAGUUGUAUGUAGAUUUAUAUUUUGUCCCUUCCAUUAUUUUAAUAUUUAUGUUAAGUGCUUGAUGGAAUAGAUUUCUGUUUUAUAUGAGGAUGAGUGCGUGGUGACGAUGAUGAUGCUAAAUGAGGCCACAGCAAGCAGCAGUCGUAGGGCUUCGCUGGGGGAAAAGGUGUCAGAGGAAAAGAGGAAGAAGAGGAGAAGUGUCUCUGUUGUGGAAAAUAUUUAAUGUGCAUCGUAAAAGGAAUUUAUAAGCAAGACUUGCAGCUGCUCGAGCUGCUCUCACAGAGUGUGAGGUGUAAGAAAGGGAGGUCCCGGUGCCCCUUCUCUGGACACCGUGCUCCGAGCCCAGCCUGGGGGGCACUGCCAGCCCCCAGCUGGGACAGCCCCUGCCCCAUGUCCCAGGGCCUCACAGUGGGUAGGUUAUGGGGUCUGGAGUGGGAAUCGCUGGGAUGGUGUCUGGGACAAAAGCCCCAGAGGGAAGGAGGUUGUCAGAUGAGUUGCACAAAGGUGAGGAGGGGGCUGCGUGGUCAGUGCCCGCCUGCCCGUGGGCCCAGCAGCGUUGCAGUGCCCGAGGCUCCCUUGGGCUGGGGAUGAGCUGCUUUGGGCCUAAAAGGGAGUUCCUCUCUCCUUCUCCAGAUGGGACAGGAUCACAGGAUGCAUGGCAUGACACCUGUGAAAAAUGGGAUGCUUUAGAGUUGGUUUCUAGGGCCCUUGGCACUGUGUGGGCAGCAAUCCCUCCGUGCUUGCCCACACUUUGGGAGUGCUGGUGCUCCCCAGGAGCCCGUGCUGGCACGUGGUUUGGGCUGUGUCCAGCUCUGGCUGGGAUGCUGAAGGCAGCAGGAGCGCUGGGCUCUGGCAUGGGCUGCAGGUGUGUCCUGUGGGAGCUGCAGCCUGGAAACCAUGCAGGGACACCACAGCCCACCCCUACCAGGGGCUCGUUGCUGUUGGAGAAAAGCUGCCAGCCAAGGGCAGGAGAACAGGGGCUGUUGGGGUGGGAAGGGAGACACAGAUCACUCAGCCUUUGGGUCACACAGUUACUGUCCAGAGAGGGGGGGACUGUGCACUGUGAGGUGUUGUGGGGCUGGAGCGAGGCUGCUCCAGCUUAACGCUGUUGGACUGAGCCACACCCGCCCAGCUGCCUCCCCUGGCCAGGAAGGCCUUGGUCUCCUUCUCCCAGCCCUGUGAAGGGCACUGCCUGUGCCUCCUGCCCCUCCACACGCUUCCCAUCCCCAUCCAUCGCUUUGGCGCAGCCUCUCAGAGUCAAACCCCAGCUAGAAACUAGCCUUGCUCUGCAGUGUUCAUUGUGCAGGAGAUAACUCAGCCUGGGGUCCAGCUCUUGCUCUCCCAGUUUAGCAACUCCAGACUCCGCUGGUGCGGGCUGGGCUUCCGGAACAGUCUGAGCGUAUUUUGGGAAGCGAUCCCUUGGAAGGGCUGAUGGGGAGGGCAGAAUUUAAGAGCAGGGGUUCCCCAACGGUGGCACCUCUGGUGCUGGGGACACACCAACGCUUUGGAAGGCGCACACAGACACCACCAGUGCCUGGGCUGGCACUGCCACCGGCACGGCCGUGGCUGGCACUGCCCACGGGGGUGGCUGUGAACCCAAAAACGGGAAGAGAUAGGAGAGCUUUGCUCACGGGAGUUUAUCAACCCUUGUGCCCCUCGGGGGGGGGCUCUAAGAGGGCUUGCAGGGAUUGGGGUGCAGCUCACAGGUCAUGCAGACUUUGGGGAGGAGGUUCCACAUCCCGCUCCGUGCCGAGGGGAACCUUUCAGGUUGCGUUUUGUGGCGGAUGAAACACGAGGAUGUUUUACUUCACAGUGUAAUUUUAAGAGGCCUCGCAUGGCUCGUAAUCUGCCCUCUCAUAUUCCAUGGUGUGUCUGUGUGUGUGUUUUCUCUCUCUCACUUUCUCAGAGUCGCAGAGCUGUUUUGAUUGAUUGUCCUCAGCUGCAGCUAAAAGUCCAGCCAGCCAGUUUAUAGACGUGGUUCCAGCAUCAAUUCUCGCUUUGAAAAACAUGACAUUUAAAACCACCCUUUGGUUUUCCUACAUAUGGAUCUGAUGCUUUUGUUAAAGAUUGUUUUUGCCGCUUUUCUCCUGGAAUAUAAGUCUCAUUUGGACACCGCA
Pipra filicauda (Wire-tailed manakin) is the source of this 3716-nucleotide messenger RNA. RefSeq names its product mitogen-activated protein kinase kinase 6 (gene MAP2K6). NCBI's taxonomy places the organism in Eukaryota, Metazoa, Chordata, Aves, Passeriformes, Pipridae. Gene Ontology annotation, biological process: MAPK cascade; protein phosphorylation. The transcript has 12 exons. The record is from RefSeq and is a predicted model, not a curated record. Gene Ontology annotation, molecular function: MAP kinase kinase activity; ATP binding. The coding region runs from base 198 to 1202 and encodes 334 amino acids.